AUCCCUCACCAUAGCCCACAAGACGAGCAAAACCAAUUUAACCAAACUAAAAUUAGAACCCAUUCCUCUCUUAACAAUCUCAAUUCAUUUCAAAUUCAAAUUCAAAUUCAAAUUAAUCACUUGUUAACAAUGUCCGACCCGGAAAUCAAACCCGAACAAUACUCCAUACCCGUUCCACCACCAUCAACGGAGGCUCCACCACUGCAACCAAACCUUACCGCCUCCUUCAGUAUAUGGCCUCCCACACAGCGCACUCGGGAUGCCGUCAUAAACCGCUUGAUCCAAACAUUUUCCACUCCCUCAGUCCUUUCUAAACGCUACGGCACAUUGUCUGCCGACGAAGCCUCCACCGCCGCACAUCAGAUCGAGGAAGAGGCCUUCUCCGCCGCCGGUACCUCCUCUUUCUCCUCCGACGAUAACAUUUGGAUCCUCCAGGUCUACUCUAAGGAGAUCAGCAAGCGCAUGAUCGAUACUGUUAAAUCCAGAGGUUCGCUAGCCGAUACCAACGCUUCCUCCGACGUCGAUCCUUCCCUCGCCGAAGACGCCGUCGCUGUUUCAGACUCAUGAUUACUCAUCCGGUUAUAGCAUUUUAGGGUUCGUAAAUUGAAGGAUUAGUAAAUUCUGUUAUGUUUUGAUUCUGAUACUGCUAGUUUUCGUUUAUCUGCAUUUUGUGAAAUUGAAGGAAUCAGAGAAUGUAGAGUUACUUAGAGUAUUCAAUUUGUGUGAAAAGUGAUAUCUGUUCUAACUCCAUAGUCUUUUUGUGUUCUUCAUUUGUUGCAUAGAAGUUUGUGCUAAUUGUAAUCCAUUUAUUCAUUCACAUUGUGACGAUGGAUAUGAGAAUCUGAGAUAAUUCAGUGCUUAGUGA
Molecule: messenger RNA, 865 nt
Organism: Cicer arietinum (chickpea)
Lineage: Eukaryota; Viridiplantae; Streptophyta; Magnoliopsida; Fabales; Fabaceae
Product: MFP1 attachment factor 1-like
Biological process (GO): mitotic cell cycle; lateral root development
Source: RefSeq, a predicted model, not a curated record